Aspergillus fijiensis CBS 313.89 is the source of this 2018-nucleotide messenger RNA. RefSeq names its product salicylate hydroxylase. NCBI's taxonomy places the organism in Eukaryota, Fungi, Ascomycota, Eurotiomycetes, Eurotiales, Aspergillaceae. The transcript is spliced from 4 exons. The record is from RefSeq and is a predicted model, not a curated record. The coding region runs from base 411 to 1760 and encodes 449 amino acids. Gene Ontology annotation, biological process: secondary metabolite biosynthetic process. Gene Ontology annotation, molecular function: monooxygenase activity; FAD binding.
GCAUACCCAAGCGGUAAGCAUAAUCAGAUAAUACCGUUGCAACCUAUGGGACACUUGAUCAAGCCCUGCCCGAUGUUGAGACCCGGCGAAGCUGCCGAGCUCAGUCCCGGCUCUUCGCGGCCCCACUCGCUGCCGCCGUUUUCAGCAGUCUAUGAGCCAGGUGGUUCUCACUUAUUCUUGGAUUUCCAUGGAUAUCGUUACCGUGAUGAAGAACCGUGCCCAUAGACCCCGCGUCAUGCUUGAUAUAGCUCGUCGAUGCUGCCCCACAAUGGACUCAAGCCCAUCCAAAUUCAUGUCGUCAUCAAUGGCAUCGCGAGAUACAAGCACCGCGCGUGGCAUAUAAAACCGCCGACAAAUAUGCUUGGAAAUAAGGUUUCACUGAACAGAAUCAGCCAACAAGUAUCACCACAAUGGACAGUUUCCAAGACAACUUUUCCUGGUCUUUCAAGGCCAAACACCCCCUGAAGGUGAUUGUGGUGGGUGCUGGCAUCGCCGGGUUAACGGUAGCCUUGGGUUUGAAGAAGGCUGGACAUGAAGUCCUUAUCCUGGAACGAGUCCAUGAGAUCGCAGAGGUGGGUGCAGGCAUUCAAGUCGCUCCGAAUGCUGCGCGGAUACUGGGACGGCUUGGUCUUCUCGACAAAGUCAUGGACAAGGCGAAUGUGCUGGAGAAGAACUCCCUGCGCCGAUACGCGAACAAUGAGGAACUGGGAACCGCACCUUUGAUGCCUCAGGUCGGUCAAAAAUACCACGCGCCACUGGCAGUGAUCCAUCGUGGGGAUCUCCAGCGCAUUCUUCUCGACAGGGUUCGGGAUGCGAACAUCGAGUUGCGCACCAGCUCCCGGGUUGUCCGAGCGGUUGACGACUUCGAAGCCACCGUUCAGCUCGAAUCGGGCGAGUGGAUCUCUGGAGAUGUGGUGAUUGCCGCGGACGGGAUAAAGUCCGAUCUGCGCCAUCAGAUCGCAUCCCACCAUGGAGUUAAAGACAUCUGCCAACCUACCGGCGAUGCGGCCUAUCGCAUUAUGAUCCCGAAAGACAAGCUGCAGGGCGACAAGCGCGCUCUGGAGCUUCUGAACCACAACGUUGGAAUGCGCUGGAUGGGACCUGGAGGACACAUCAUGGCGUAUCCUAUCAAGAACAACACCGUGUAUAACAUGGUACUGCUUCACCCGCAGAAGCCGGGGGCCUCCAACGAGGAGAGUUGGACCAGUAAAGGCGACAAGCAGGAGAUGAUCUCCUUCUACAGCAAGUGGAAUGAUUUGGUCCGAAGUCUCUUGAGUUAUGUUCCGGACGGCGAGGUCAUGGAGUGGACUCUGAACUCGCACUUCCCCCUCCCCUCGUGGGUGGAAAACAAAUGCGUUUUGAUGGGCGAUGCGUGUCACCCGAUGCUGCCCUAUGUGGCCCAGGGUGCUGCGCAGGCAAUCGAGGAUGCUGGUGUGCUUACGUGUGCUCUGUCCAUGACCGAUUCGGUUCCCAAGGCAUUGGCGGUCUAUGAGCUGGUACGCAAGGACCGUGCCGAGCGCAUCCAGAAGAGCGCCGCAGUGACGAGGAAGGCGCUGCACCUACCUGAUGGGGAGGAGCAGGUCAAGCGAGACGAGGCCAUCCGGGGUUCGGGCAAGAACCCCGAUCUUUGGGCUGAUCCCAGCUGGCAGGACUUUAUGUGGGGCACGGAUGUUAUGAAGGACACGGUCGAGAACUGGGAUGAUCUGGUGGCGAAGACUCAUGGUUACCACGUACAUGCGGUGCAUGCAGUGGGCUAUUGAUGAAGCACUCUGUGGCUGAUGCUUGAGCAAAUGGGUACUUGUUUCAAUACAAAGAGCGGACCCAGGCAUGGAGUAUGAUCAGACAUUCAUAUAUGUACAUAUUCUUAACUCGACUUUCUUACUGGUAUGACAUACAAUGUAGAUGAUCUAUUGCCUCGAUAUCACACGUUGUCACUGUCAUUCAUGGUGAUCUAUGGAGUAGCAUGCUUACCUGUCCUGAUAUAUCGCGCAAUGUACCUGAGUAUAUAUACCGCCGCA